AUGGCCUCUACACUCCUCCGCCAGAGCGCUCUGCGCACCGCCGUGCGAUCCGCUGCUCCGUCGACGGCCAAGAGAGCUGCUCUCGCCAGCACCACCUUCGUCCGCGGAAAGGCCACGCUGCCAGACCUGCCGUGUAAGAAGAGCCGGCUGUCAAGUGAUUGGGAAGAAUGGGGUCUAAUGUGUCGAUGAUCGAUAGAUGACUACGGCGCGCUCGAGCCGGCCAUCUCGGGCCAAAUCAUGGAGCUCCACCACGACAAGCACCACCGCACCUACGUCAACUCCUACAAUACUCAGAUUGAGAAGCUGCAGGAGGCACAGCAGAAGAGCGAUAUCCAGACACAGAUUGCUAUCCAGCCAUUGAUCAACUUCCACGGAGGUGCGUAGCUAUCUUGGAGGAGACGAGAUAAGAGACAGUAACAGAAGAGACGAGGCUAAUGUCGUUUUAUUGGGAUGAACAGGUGGCCACACCAACCACACCCUCUUCUGGGAGAACCUCGCCCCCAAAUCUCAAGGCGGAGGCGAGCCGCCAAGCGGUGGCCUCGCCAAAGCCAUCGAUUCGCACUUCGGUUCCAUCGACAACCUCAAGUCGCAGAUGAACACUGCUCUCGCCGGCAUUCAGGGCUCUGGCUGGGCCUGGUUGGUUCAGGAUGCCCAGACCGGCGCCAUUCAGAUCAAGACGUACGCCAAUCAGGACCCCGUCGUGGGUCAGUUCCGUCCUCUGCUGGGAAUUGACGCGUGGGAGCAUGCGUACUACUUGCAGUACCAGAAUCGGAAGGCCGAAUACUUCGGUGCUAUCUGGGAUGUCAUCAACUGGAAGGCGGCGGAGAAGAGAUUCAAGUAG
Molecule: messenger RNA, 841 nt
Organism: Lecanosticta acicola
Lineage: Eukaryota; Fungi; Ascomycota; Dothideomycetes; Mycosphaerellales; Mycosphaerellaceae
Source: the annotation of a GenBank genome assembly